Trypanosoma cruzi is the source of this 2964-nucleotide messenger RNA. Its product is annotated as retrotransposon hot spot (RHS) protein, putative. NCBI's taxonomy places the organism in Eukaryota, Euglenozoa, Kinetoplastea, Trypanosomatida, Trypanosomatidae. The transcript has a single exon. The coding region runs from base 1 to 2964 and encodes 987 amino acids. The record is from RefSeq and is a predicted model, not a curated record.
AUGUGGCGGUGUUGUGGACGAUUGCACGUUGCGUUGCUGCGGAGGCGGUGGGCCUUGACUGUUUCACCGACAGGCGUUGCAGUGCGGCUGCAUGGCGCACCGACAACCGAGCCGUGCGAGCGCCACGCCCAACGCCAUUGGGACUGCGAGAAGAAACAGCCGCGAGUGCCCAUUGGAGCCAGCGGCACCUGCUGGCCGCAGUUGGGCGGUGCGAGUGGGAUGCUCCACCACACGGGUGUUGUGAUGGCACCUCGAAGCGGCAUCCCCGGCGAUGGUUCCGACGCUGCAACUCGCAGAGGAGUGGAGGAAACGAGGCAACCAAAGUGGACCAUGAGCAGCAGCGUAGAGGACAUUCUGCUGGGUGGAGACACGAGCACCGACAUGAAGCUGAACGAUUUUCUUCGGAAUUAUGUUGGCGGCAGGGCGGCCGUUGAUGAAGACCACAAUGUGACGAUGCAGGUGUUUGUUCAAGAGCCGGAUGCUUACGUACAAGACCAGCGGCUUUUUAGAAUUAUUUUUAAUUUAACAGAGUACCAAGAGAUGAAAAGAGAGUUGGAUGAGAUGAAAAUUCUAUUGGAGGAUAUUACUAAGCUUCAUCACGAGAGUGUGUUUUCGAUUGAACAAUGGAGGGACUAUGAAGGAAAGGAUACAGUCACUUCUCUUGCAAGGGGAAAACUAAACGCAGCCCUCACUCAGGUACUGAGAGAAGAACGGCGUGUGGCAGAAGAAAGGCUAAUAAGAGCGCAAGAAAUGAAAUUUACCUUUUCCACUACGAUUGAAGAGGUACUGUUCAAAGGAGGAGUCCGCGUCAAGGAAAUGAAGCUGAAUGAUUUUCUUACGAUGGAAUUGGACGGCAGGGGCGUUGUGGACACCAAUCGGGAUGUCUUGCUGGAGGAGUUUUUCAAGGAUCCCAAGAAAUAUAUCCCUGAUAAGGGAGUAUUGAAAGAAAUGCAGAUAACCGAUGCUUAUGCGAGGAUGGAGAGGGCUGUGAGGGAUGAAAUGGAUAUGGAAGAAGAUAUAAAGAAGCUUUACAAAAAUGGUGUGUACGAUCUACUGAAAUGGUCAGAAGCUGCAGCGGAGGUAAAGGCAACUGUUCAUGGCAUCACUAACGAGUUUUUGGAUGUAGCCUUUGAGGAAGCGAGGAUCCUAACGACGACGAGUGCAGUGAUGAAACUGGAGGGAUUAUACGAGUCUGUGUACAAUGCGAGGUGGAGCCAUGUGGUGGAAGUUCCUCACGACAAAGGAAUGGGAAUGGAAGUGAAGAAGGGGAAACCAGAACAGUCAUGGACGUACAGGGAGGUUGGCGAUACCCUCGAAAGGAAUGACGCUGUGCAGCAAUCCGGUGCAGCAACUCCCGUGUUGAUGGUGCUCACCUCGGACGAUGGGUGGCCGUACACACUGAAUGCGCCGCAUGGGUCUGGUAAUGACUUCUUUAUUAACUGUGAGGUGGAACGAGUGUGGCAGAUCGUCAAGCGCGAUCUAACCGAGUGGUUCAGCAAUUUUGAUUUGACUCUCAAUCCUUCACCUAUGCCGCGUGUGUUGAUUGGGACGCCCGGGAUCGGGAAUUCGGCGGCUGCCGGCUCGUACCUCCUCUACCAGCUGCUGCACUGCGAUGUGGAGAAACUCCAAGUGGUUGUCCACUGUUUUGGGGAUACCGCGUACGUGUUUCACAAGAUUACCAAAACCGUGACAAAAUACACGGGUAACAAAACAUCGAAGAUUGUUGUGGAUGGUUUGUGGCAGCGUGGGAUGAAAGGGUAUAUUAUUUACGAUGUGGCAAAGAAAGGAACACCGCCCGACACAGAUUUUGCGCCCUGUAAUGGAUGGGGCAUGAUUGUGGUGUCAUCCCCAGAGGUAAGCAACUAUGAUAAAUGGGCGACUCAAGUAAAAGCCACGCAAAUCAUCAUGAAUUGCCCCGACGAGAUGGAUGUGAAGGCGAUGUGUGCAUGGGUUAAGCGAGGUGUGAAACCAGAUAAACAAGCGGAAUACUGGAGGAUGGUUGAAAAGCACAUGAAGAAAGUGGGGCCGAUUCCACGUCACAUCUUCGAUGCGGAUGAAUAUGGAAAACGCACGCAGGAUGUUAUGAGGACCUUGGAAUGGAUCAAUAUUGGGGGUCAAGGAAGGUACUUUGCCCUGGGAGGAAGUAAUUUAUGGUAUUCCGAGGAUCCGUCUCACAAACUUGUGAAGAUUGUUCGAGUGAGAGGAAAAAGCGCAUUUGAGGGCCUCAGUAAUGCACCUAUAUGUAAUUAUCUUGGGGUUUUAACAGUAUCUCGUUUGGCAAAGAUAAUGAGUCUGAAUGAUUUUCUUUUCCUCGUAUUGGGGAUGAAGAAUGUUCUUCAACCUGCAGCUUUGAAAAAGUAUGCUUUGAACGUAUUAUUGAGUGUGAAGUUUGUCACUUCCAUAGUGAAGGAUCUCAAGGAGCUGCAGCCACCAUCACCUUCCGAACCACGGUCCUCGGUGCUAACGUUAAACCCUCAUGGUUACCCCACCGAGGCAGCUGCAAUAACUGAACUGAAGUUCAUUGAUCGCCCGCAAGAAUUAAAUUAUCGGGUGUUGUACAUACCGACGUUCCCAACCUUUCCGCUGGUGGACGGCUUUUUCUUUGUUGAUUCGCCGCGGAAGACGCUGGUUGGGCUGCAGAUGACGACGGCGAGUGCGCAUCACACGACAACCAGCACUGUGAAGCAGUUCACUGAGUGCCUGGCGUCAUAUUUUGAUGAUUGGGACGAAUUAUCCCGAGACAUGUCGUGGGAGAUGAUUUAUGUGCAGCACGAAAACAGCACAAUGAUAACGAAAAGGCAGAAAUGCGAUGUCGUCAUUCCCAAUAAUUUGAGCGACGCUGAAAAAGAAAUUGUGGCGUUCUGGGACGGAAAGGUACACCAAUACCAGUUUGUGUUGACACCUGAUUUUGUCAAUAAAAUCCGAGAAAAGUGUGAAUACAAUAAUCUUGUAGAAAAUGGAUAG